Messenger RNA from Orycteropus afer afer, 792 nucleotides. RefSeq names its product PDZ domain containing 9 (gene PDZD9). Lineage: Eukaryota; Metazoa; Chordata; Mammalia; Tubulidentata; Orycteropodidae. The coding region runs from base 1 to 792 and encodes 263 amino acids. Gene Ontology annotation, molecular function: protein binding. The transcript has 4 exons. The record is from RefSeq and is a predicted model, not a curated record.
AUGAAGAAGGCCACCGGCGAAAGUAGAAAUGAAGGACGGGUCAGCCUCCUGAAGGUCAAGGCAUCUGUACAUACCCUGAGCAAAACGCAGAAGACUAAACUCACGGUGGGGAGCCUGGGAUUAGGCCUGAUCAUUAUCCAGCAUGGGCCCUACCUCCAAAUUACCCACCUCAUCAAGAAAGGAGCUGCAGCCAAGGAUGGGAAACUCCAGCCAGGUGAUGUUCUGAUUAGUGUUGGCCAUACCAAUGUGUUAGGAUAUACCCUUCGAGAAUUUUUAAAGCUUUUGCAACAUAUCACCAUAGGGACAGUGCUGCAAAUUAAGGUUUACCGAGAUUUUAUUGAUAUACCCCAAGAAUGGCAAGAAAUACACGAUUUAAUUCCUGAGACGAAAUUCCCAGUGACGUGUACAUCAAAGAAAACUGAGCAGGCAAAAGAUGAAGCUUCCACAAGUAGUGAUGACAAUGAAGAUGUAGUUUUAGAGAAGAGAUUUAAGGAUCACAGUUACCCACGAUCAACGGGGGAUUACCCUGCAAGGAGACCAAUGUCCAUUUCCACAGAGUGGCACGGCUAUAAAAAGGAGAGCCACACUAUUAGUGUAGGAAAAGAUAUUAACUCCGAUGUGAUGAUUCAUGGAGCUCACAAGAAGGACACGAGAGCCCCUUCUCCAUACUGGACCAUGGUGAAGCAAGACAGUGGAAGGUCAUCCUCUUCCUCCUCGGCCUCCGCGACCUCAGAUGUAUUUUGGCUGGAAGACUGUGCCCACAUUGAAAAGGGCAAGGGCCAACCUGGUUAG